AAAACACGUCCAAAACAAACACCAGCUUCAUUCUUCCAAAUAAAAAAUCAAAAGCUCUAAAUUCUUUCGCUGGGUUGUAACCUGCAAACAAAGUGUUUGGCUAAACGCCCUUUAUUUACUGUGUGUACCUUUUCCACUGCAAACAAAGGUUAGAAUACACCUAUUUUCUGGUAUUCAUAACGCCAAGGGAUGGAGUUCACAACUUGUCUUAAAUCCAACUUUAACCAACUAUCAACUUUUCUACACCAACCGAUUAAUCGCCAGAACACUCACUAUCGCCGUUUUUUAGCUUCGCUCUACACUAUGACUGCUAAAUCUAUGCACUGCAGAGCCACUGCCGAAAUGCAAAGCAAGAGCGGCUCAUUUGGAACCAUCGAAAAGGUCAAACCAAUCUCUGGUGAUCAUUCCUCUGAUCUGGCAUUAUCAAGUUUAGCAGCUCUAUGCCCAUUAGAUGGCCGCUAUUGGGAUAAAGUUAAGGAUCUGGUUCCAUUCAUGAGCGAGUAUGGCCUCAUUCGCUUUCGAGUCCUAGUUGAGGU
Messenger RNA from Cuscuta epithymum, 536 nucleotides. NCBI's taxonomy places the organism in Eukaryota, Viridiplantae, Streptophyta, Magnoliopsida, Solanales, Convolvulaceae. The record is from the annotation of a GenBank genome assembly.